AUGAAGUUUCAUGUUUUCAUCGCAAUUUGUGCAGCAGUUUUCGCACAGCAUGCUAAUGGGCAGAAUACAGAUUUAAUGAAUACUUACACUCAACAGAAUGUCGGCAAACAAUCUGGUAUACAUGUUCAAAAUGGUCUGAAAUUCAACCCAAGCUUAAAUCUAGCUGAUAUAGUCAAUUCCUUAGACAACCAGUUACAAGGAACUGCGGGUAGCAGUAUUGCGCAGAUGGGACAAGAACUUUUAGAUUUGGAUGACGAUUCUCUUUCUAAAUUGCAAGCCGAAUUAGAUUUACUGGGAGAUAAUUCGCAAGAAGACGAUGACAGUGUUGCUCACUUGGAAGCAGAAUUAGCAGCAUUGGGAUCUGAUGACAGUAGCGAUGACGACGACAGUGUCGCGCACUUGGAAGCAGAAUUAGCAGCAUUGGAAUCUGAUAGUGGCGAAAGCGACGAUGACAGUGACAGCCACAGUGUUGGGCAUUGGAAAGGAAAAUUCGGAACAUCGGGAACUGAUGAAAGUGACGACGACAGCGAUGACAGUCUUGAAAAAUUAGAAGCAGAAUUAGCAGCAUUGGAAUCUGAUAGUGGCGAAAGCGACGAUGACAGUGACAGCCACAGUGUUGGACAUUGGAAAGGAAAAUUCGGAACAUCGGGAACUGAUGAAAGUGACGACGACAGCGAUGACAGUCUUGAAAAAUUAGAAGCAGAAUUAGCAGCAUUGGAAUCUGACAGUGGCGAAAGCGACGAUGACAGUGACAGUCACAGUGUUGGACAUUGGAAAGGAAAAUUCGGAACAUCGGGAACUGAUGAAAGUGACGACGACAGCGAUGACAGUCUUGAAAAAUUAGAAGCAGAAUUAGCAGCAUUGGAAUCUGACAGUGGCGAAAGCGACGAUGACAGUGACAGCCACAGUGUUGGACAUUGGAAAGGAAAAUUCGGAACAUCGGGAACUGAUGAAAGUGACGAUGACAGCGAUGACAGUCUUGAAAAAUUAGAAGCAGAAUUAGCAGCAUUGGAAUCUGAUAGUGGCGAAAGCGACGAUGACAGUGACAGCCACAGUGUUGGACAUUGGAAAGGAAAAUUCGGAACAUCGGGAACUGAUGAAAGUGACGACGACAGCGAUGACAGUCUUGAAAAAUUAGAAGCAGAAUUAGCAGCAUUGGAAUCUGACAGUGGCGAAAGCGACGAUGACAGUCACAGUCACAGUGUUGGACAUUGGAAAGGAAAAUUCGGAACAUCGGGAACUGAUGAAAGUGACGACGACAGUGAUGACAGUCUUGAAAAAUUAGAAGCAGAAUUAGCAGCAUUGGAAUCUGAUAGUGGCGAAAGCGACGAUGACAGUGACGAUGGCAAAGGGAGUGUUGCAGAAAUUUCAAAACAUUUAGUAGCAGCAAAAGCGGAAUACAAUGGGAACGACGACGACGACAGCCUUGAACUACUAGAAAAACAAUUAGCAGCAAUGGAAGCUGAAGGAAGUGACGACGGCAAGGACAGCAUUGAACAUCUGGAAGCUGAUCUAGCACAAAUACAUUAUAACGACGAUGAGGAAUCGACUGCAGAUGCUGAAGACGACGAUGAUGGAGAUGAUGAUUUUAGUUCCGCCGCUAAAUCUGUUGCCUCUGCAGUCGACUCUAGCAAUUCAGUCGGUAUGUUACAUUUGUUACGAGAAAUAGAAGCAAUCGAAAGAAGCUCUCAGAAAGUCGCCAGCGGUUCAAAUAAACAAAACGUUUUGAAACAUCUUGACCUCGGUCAAAUUCAUGGACAAGGGAAAGGAGCACAACAAAUUAAAGCGAACUUGGUCACUGGUCAGCACACAAGUUACGGUGGCAAUACAGGAGCACAAAUCAGCCACGGACAAAACGUCAUAAAACACGUGGUCACUGGUCAGCACACAAGUUACGAUGGCAAUACAGGGGCACAAAUCAGCCACGGACAAAACGUUAUAAAAAACGUGGCCACUGGUCAGCACACAAGUUACGAUGGCAACGCAAAAGCACAGGACCAAAACAUGCACCAAUUGACCACCGUUACGACGAAAAAAAGCGCAGUUCACGCCACAAGCAAUGACCAUUUAUUGGAACAGAUAUUGAAAAACUUCAACCUUAAUCAAUAA
Messenger RNA from Ylistrum balloti, 2109 nucleotides. RefSeq names its product clumping factor A-like. NCBI's taxonomy places the organism in Eukaryota, Metazoa, Mollusca, Bivalvia, Pectinida, Pectinidae. The record is from RefSeq and is a predicted model, not a curated record. Bases 1 to 2109 code for a protein of 702 amino acids. The transcript has a single exon.